Molecule: messenger RNA, 1544 nt
Organism: Fragaria vesca subsp. vesca
Lineage: Eukaryota; Viridiplantae; Streptophyta; Magnoliopsida; Rosales; Rosaceae
Product: autophagy protein 5-like
Exons: 7
Coding region: 27-1082 (351 amino acids)
Biological process (GO): autophagosome assembly; nucleophagy; C-terminal protein lipidation
Cellular component (GO): Atg12-Atg5-Atg16 complex; phagophore assembly site membrane; cytoplasm
Source: RefSeq, a predicted model, not a curated record
GAAGAAGAAAAGAACAGAAAAUCGGAAUGAUGGAGAAGGAAGCACAGAGGGUUGUAUGGGAAGGAGCAAUUCCUUUGCAGAUUCAUCUCCAUGAAUCCGAAGUGACGACUCUUCCUUCUCCCCCACCCGCCCUGAUCUUAGCUCCUCGUCUUGGAUACCUUCCGCUGUUGGGCUCCCUCUUAAAGCCUUACUUCAGGUCCGCCCUUCCUCCUGGUGUCGACACUGUAUGGUUCGACUACCGAGGCUUGCCCUUGAAGUGGUAUAUACCAACUGGAGUUCUUUUUGAUCUUCUCUGUGCACAACCUGAGAGACCUUGGAAUUUAACGGUGCACUUUAGAGGAUAUCCUGGAAACAUAUUGAUCCCUUGUGAAGGUGAAGAUAGCAUAAAGUGGAGCUAUAUCAACUCUUUGAAAGAGGCAGCAUAUAUAAUCAAUGGAAGCUGCAAGAAUGUGAUGAGCAUGUCUCAACCUGAUCAGGUGGAGCUCUGGCGCUCUGUCUUAAAUGGUAAUUUGGAAGCCUACCUAUGUGUAUCUUCUAAGCUUAAGCUUGGAGCAGUUGGUGAAGUAAACUUGAGCUCGCCAAGAUCCCGACCGAGUAUGGGUGAAAUUGAUGUUUCUGGGCAGGUGAAGCAAGGCCGAGUUCCUGUUCGUUUAUAUGUUUGGAAUGUCUGUGAGGACUUUGAUGACUUAGAAGAUGCACCACCUAUUGAUAGUUGGGAUAAAGUUUCUUACAUAAACCGGCCUGUUGAGAUACAAGGAGAAGGUAGAUGCUUCACGUUACUUGAUGCUGUGAAAAGCCUUCUGCCAGAUUAUUUUGUGGACAACUCCUUGGGCAGUGCUGAAUCAUUGACAGUAGGUGGUGAGGAAGAGCAAAGAGUUCCAUCCAAAGAUGCAAGUGAUGAUAAAAAAGCCGGAGAGGAUGACCAUGUAAAGGCUAGUAAUGAAUUUGAAGAGCCUGAAAUCAAGCUGGUCCGUAUACAAGGUAUUGAACCGAAACUGGAAAUACCAUUUUCUUGGGUGGCAAACAACUUAAUGCACCCAGAGCACUUCCUUCAUAUUUGUGUAUACCUGAAAGUACCAUAAGUCAAUAAUACUAUGUCAUAGGUGGCAUUUUGCAAUCAUGUUAUCCAUCUUAAUGAACACAAGUACAGCACUUAAGUUGUGAAUACAUAGAUUUCCAUCAUCCACUUGAUUUUUGUUUCCUCAACUUGCCUUAUGUUUUGGGUCGUCAUAUUCUCAGAUAAGUUCCUUGUGUUUGGAUCUUAACAACUCAUAUUGUUAAGUUGAAUUGGAUAAACCUAUAGAACAAGCUUACAAGUGAUUCCAUGUAUUUGAUUUUACGACCUUCUGUUUAAUAAUGACCAGUGUUUGAUUCUCGUUACAAUCUCAUGAAGGUCAUUGUUUUCAUUCGUAUUAUGACAGAAAGGAAAAUGUAAACCGGGAAGCAUGAUUUCUACCCUAUUCUGCUGUACUUGGUGCACCCCAGAAACUUAAUUUAACAAUGAACCUGCAUUAGAGAUUAGACAAUUUGGCACGCGAACUAAG